CUUCAAGCUUGGAACUUUUGGUUUGGAUAUGGGGGUUCCAGGGAAGCUUCAAGUUGAUGGAGGAGUGUUGGAAUCCGAUGCCAAAAAAUGGGUCAUUGCCGGCAUCUCUUUACGAGCUCCAUUGAAGUCUAUUUACACUAUUCCUGUUGAUCAUCACAAAGAUACAGAAACCGCCAUUAAUGAUAAAGAAGAAGACGAAGAAGAAUCAUGUUCCAGUUCCACCACUCCAACGGGACAGGAAGCCAGAAUUCCGACGUCGUUGACAUGUCCACCUCCUCCGACGAAGAGAAAACCUACUUUGAAGUGUAAUUACGGGGGUGCUAGAGAGUUCUUUACUCCACCAGAGUUGGACACUGUCUUCAUACGCCGCCAUGUUUAA
Molecule: messenger RNA, 379 nt
Organism: Hibiscus syriacus
Lineage: Eukaryota; Viridiplantae; Streptophyta; Magnoliopsida; Malvales; Malvaceae
Product: cyclin-dependent protein kinase inhibitor SMR6-like
Exons: 1
Coding region: 29-379 (116 amino acids)
Biological process (GO): regulation of DNA endoreduplication
Source: RefSeq, a predicted model, not a curated record